Gigantopelta aegis is the source of this 414-nucleotide messenger RNA. RefSeq names its product neurofilament light polypeptide-like. The transcript is spliced from 3 exons. The record is from RefSeq and is a predicted model, not a curated record. NCBI's taxonomy places the organism in Eukaryota, Metazoa, Mollusca, Gastropoda, Neomphalida, Peltospiridae. Bases 1 to 414 code for a protein of 137 amino acids.
AUGGGGAAAAAUAAUCAGGGAGGAGGAAGGGAAGGAAAAGAUGGAGGACAGCAGGAGGAUGGAGGGGUGAAGAAGAGGGGAGGAGUAGAAGGGGAGAAGGAACAGAAGGGGAAGAUGGAGGGAGAGGAGGAGGAGAGAGAAGGGGGAAGCCUUGAGGAGGAGGAAGGAGGAGAGGGGGAAGAGGUAGAGGAAGAGGAGGGAAGGAGAAGGGGAGGACGUGGAGGAGGGGAAGAGGAGGGGAGGAGGACAGGAGCAGGAGGAGGACAGGAGGAGGAGAAGGGGAGGAGGAAGGAGGGGAAGAGGAAUCCAUCUGUAGUUCGCGCCAACAGAUGCGGUAUGUUUCAAUGGGAUUGGGUUUCGACUGGCUCCAUGCUCGUCAGACCCCGACUCAGCUCCUGCGUGUUCCUGGUCUAA